Molecule: messenger RNA, 2010 nt
Organism: Klebsormidium nitens
Lineage: Eukaryota; Viridiplantae; Streptophyta; Klebsormidiophyceae; Klebsormidiales; Klebsormidiaceae
Source: the annotation of a GenBank genome assembly
AUGAUGCAUAUGCAAACGUCUCAGAAGCUGCCCCUUGAUUGCAGAUGCACCAUAAUCCACAAGAAUGCCAUCUACCACAUGGAGGUCCAGGAGAGCCCCACCGGGGUGCCUCUCUUUGCGCUGCAGCCGGCCAACACAACCGAGCGCUUCCUCGGCACCACACCAACGUCUCCCUGGGCCCUGCUGGCAUUACGGCGCGGCGAGUUGGAGGUCAUGAAUGGACCGCACGCUUUUGGCUUCACGCACCCCCUGAUUGCAUCGCUCAUUCUCGCGCGCCGUGCCGCGCCGCGGCAUCUUCCAAGCCAUUCUGCCUCUCAGACCCCGUCUGAGCUCAUGACCUUUCCGCCUGAAGCGCCGGAUUCCGCUGCCUGCCAAACUUCCAGCGGAAGCCCCGCUGACUUUGGCGCCUUCAGCUACGACUCCCGCGAGGACCUGCCCAUCAGAGAGUGGAAGGGAAAGGGCGGAAAACGGGACCGGACGGAAGGCCUCUCGGAUGAAAGCGAGGAGAAAGACACCCCGUUCGGGCAGCUGAUUCGCGCGGCAGAGUUUCUGACGAACGAGGAGAAACGGUCUUCCAGCGAACCUACGGAGAGAGUGACCGCAACGGAAACAAAGCCUGGCAAGCGGAAAGCGAGAGCUGAACCGAGGGCUGAACCGGAACGGAAAGCGGAAAGGCGGCGUGACAAGAAGAAGCGCCUGUCGGAUCUUGGUGACGCAGGAAAGGGGAGCGGUUCUGCGGGCCAUAGCGCCGAUUGCGGGGGAGAACCGAAUCCCGAGACCCACGUGGCAGAAGGUGAGAUUCCGGUUGCGGGGUUUCUGGAGCGGCGGAACGAGGGGAAGCGGAAAGUGAAGCUAAGCAAGCGGGGCGAGGAAAUGGCGCAACAGCUGCGGAGCCCGAAGCGCGCGCGCCGGUCGCCGGAAACCGGGGGGAGCGGAAACUCCUCCGAAACAGGUCGUGCGGCGAUUCCUGGUGCUUUGCAGACGGAGUUUGCUUCUCUGAACCGAAAGGAGCGGAACCGCUUGAAGGAAGCAGCGGAAGAGCAGAAGGCAGACCCCAAAGGUGACGCAGCGGACGAUUGUGAGCGGAACCCCAGCGGAAAGCGGAAGACAAGGAAUGGCGGGUUCACCCGCAGGAGGGAUUCGGGCCUGGUGGGCGUUUUGGAAGCGGGCGCAAAAGGAGUGCCAGACGAAGAAACGCUGGGGGGGAAGAAGCAAAUUCGGGGCUAUUUGAAGCGGUUUUUGCCGGGCGGGGAUGACAGCAGCUCUGCGAGAGAGACCGCACUUGUUUGCAAAGUGCAGAGACCGGUCAAAGACGUUUCAAAACACGCGGCGAAAAAGGAGGCGGGAAGCGUAUUCCCGGGCCUCGAAAGUCCCCGGAAGCUGCAUCUCGACGUCGUGAACGGUGAGAUCAGCGCGGUCGAGUGGGAUGCAAAAGGGAACCCCAAACGGGAGAAUGGUUCAAUGACGAAGGGAUGGGAGAUGCAGAAAGGAGGGUUAUCUGGAGAAGAGGCAGAGGGUUUGUUCGGAUCUUCAAGAGGAAACGGAUCACCUGAGGGCUGUUUUCUGGAGGAGGAUGAAGCAGAAGAAGCUGUUCAGAGAGAUGAGAUGGAGUUUCACACGCCGGCCGGAUCGGGAGCUUCGGACCAGCACGGGAUGCGACCGGUGCCGCUGGGAGAGUCUGACUUUCCGGCUUCUUCAGCGGCGGAAGCGGACGGCGAGGGGCCUUUUCAGAGCAUCAGAAGAGUCGCGGAAGAGUUUCGGAGACGCACUGAGCGGCCGGCUUUUGGGAGCGUGGAGAGGGGACGGGACAGCCCGGUUCGAGGUACCGACGAGGUGAUUGCACCGGUGCUAGGUGCCCAGGUGUCGACCCUCGCACUUCCCAUCUUUCCGGUUCCGCCGGACGGAGUCCUGACGAGUUGGACGGAACAGCACUUGGCGCUGCUGCGGCUGAGAGGCGGCAGUCGCUGGGCUCUGAAGGUGCGCGCGCUGGGUUGGUGUCUCCGGUGGUAA